Molecule: messenger RNA, 1769 nt
Organism: Cuscuta epithymum
Lineage: Eukaryota; Viridiplantae; Streptophyta; Magnoliopsida; Solanales; Convolvulaceae
Source: the annotation of a GenBank genome assembly
GGCGGAGAUCGAUGAGAUGAGACACAAAGAAAGAUUGUUCCAUCUUAGCUUAGCUUAUUACGAUAGUAUUAAUUAAUUUAAGACUUUUUUGUCCUAAAUGGGACUAAAAUGUUCCUGAAAUUCCUAAAUAGGACUAUGCAUAUUUUUUUUUACCUAAAUAGGAUUAAAUUACUCAUUUACCCUUAUUCUUUCUUUUUUUUCCCCUCUUUUCCCACGCCAUCUUUUCCCCUGCGCAACAUCUCCUCCUGCUCAGCUUCCUUUCCCUUUCCACCCAACUUCUCUUUCCUCUUGCACAAGAACAAGCAAACCCUAGCUCGAAGGCCGCCGCCACGGAUGAGAAGUCUGUCGCCGCUGCCCAGUCGAAGCCAUCGCCGCCGCUGCCCAGUCGAAGCCAUCGCCGCUGCUGCCCAGUCAGAUCCAUCGCCGUCGCCGCCCAGUCAGAUCCGCCGCCCCCGCCGCUGCGAAGUCCGCUGCCGUGGAGAUUUUCUUCUCUUCUUCGAAGAUCUGCAACAAUAGCGGCCAGAUUUGCAAUGGAGGUGCCGGAUUAGUUGCGACUGUGGUCGGAUCUACAAUAGCGGUGGCUGGCGGUCGAUGCAGGUUAGAUCUGACCAGAUCUCCGGCGGUGUCUGGCAGAUCUGCAGCGGCGACAAUCAUAUCUACAACGGCAGUGAUGAGAUCUACAAUGACGGCUGGUUUUGAGGUAGCAGUAACGUCCGGCGACCGGCGGUGACCGGCGGCGACCGGCGGCGACCGGCGGGGACCGGCGAUCGGCGGUGGUCCGAAGUUCUGGUUGGCGGCAGAAUGAUUAUCAAGCUUCAAGGGUGUUUUUGUCAAAUUAUAAAUAAUAACUCCUAUUUGGGAGAUUUUUAAACUUUAGUCCUAUUUUGGCAAUUAAUGAUUUAUUUAGUCCCAUUUAGGUCAAUACCUCUUAAUUUAAUUAUUAGCGUCACAUAUAUUAUUAAUAAGCUUCAAAAUAAUUAUUGAAAAUGCCGGAACGACCCAUUGAAUUUUGCAAUAUAAUUUAUAUUGAAAUGUUUGUACUAUCCUUGGCCGUAGGCAGCCUCGUGGCAGCGGCCGCCGGUUUGAUAGACAAAACUUGUGCCAACAACCUUAGACACCUCCAAAUCUGGUUCAUCGGAUGCGCAGUUACGAUGUUUGUAAUCGGCUGCGUGCUCUACGUCUUCAUAAUAAAAACAAACUGUUGUUGUAUGCAAAAAGACGUGGGAGAUGAUGCGAUCGCCCUCCACUUCCUCUCGGUGCUGCUGUUAGUGGCCGUGAUGGUUGUCCUCGUAAUCCUGGCCGUUAAGCUGCCGGGGAAACCUGCGGCAGCUGGUUCCCCCGACCACGGCCAGGAAUACAGCCUGGAUCAGUUCCCCACCCGGCUUCGUAAGACGGUACUUGGCAAGUGGGACGAGGAUUCCUCCCCAAAUUGUCUCGCUCAUUCUGUUCCCUGCAGUGCCUUGGGCACGGCCUAUUACUCCUCCUUCGAAAUACUAUCCACUGCACCUCUCACGCCUUUACAGUCUGGAUGUUGCAUGCCACCACAAAGAUGUAACUUCACUUUUGUGCGCCCAACAUAUUGGAUAAGCAAUCAAACAUCAUCUUUAAGUGGCGACUGUUCAAGAUGGAACAAUGAUCAAAGCAAACUUUGCUUCAAUUGUGAUUCUUGCAAAGCAGGAUUAAUAGCCCAUAACUCAAAGAGUUUGAGAAUAGUAAAUAAUCUUGUAAUAGGUGCCAUUGUUGUGUGUGUUGUUUAUUUUCUUUACUUC